Sclerotinia borealis F-4128 is the source of this 2532-nucleotide messenger RNA. Lineage: Eukaryota; Fungi; Ascomycota; Leotiomycetes; Helotiales; Sclerotiniaceae. The record is from the annotation of a GenBank genome assembly.
AUGGCUUCUUCACGCAUAUUCAUCAAGGGACUUCCUCCAAAUAUUACCGAGGAUGAAUUUAAAGUUCAUUUUGGCGCGAAGCAUGAAAUCACUGAUGCAAAAUUGAUUUCUCACCGGAGAAUUGGUUAUGUUGGUUACAAAACGCCCGAAGAAGCCGCAAAUGCAGUCAAAUAUUUCAACAAAUCAUUUGUACGAAUGUCAAAGAUCGGCGUGGAGAUUGCUAGACCUAUAUCAGAUGCGACAUUACCUGUGUCGAGGAAAACACAACGUGAACAAGAACGAGAGAGUAUCAAGUUACGAAAGCUUGAACAAGAGGCUGAUGAUGCAAAAGCAUCCGAAAAUCUAAAUACUGGAACGAAGAGAAAGCGAAGUGAUGUGGAUGCUGCGGAUCCUAAACUACAGGAGUUCAUGGAGGUCAUGCAACCGGCCUCAAAGUCGAAUUCGAAUAUGUGGAAAGCCGGAACUAUGGAUGAUGAUAUGGAGGAACCGCCAACGAAGUUACAAGCCAUUGAAGUACCGGAGGAAGAAAGCGAUGGCGAAUAUCAGUCUGUACCUAGUAAGGCUAAAAAGGCACCUGCAAAGGCCGUGGAACCACAACCACCUGCUGCGACUGCUGUACCAGUUGCCUCAACUGACAUUGCCGACAAUUCGAACCAAGCGGACCAGACGAUGAUUCAUACACCCUCUAAUAAUGUUGAAGCCACAGAUGAUGACUGGCUGAGGAAUCAUACUAGUCGAUUGAUAGAUAUAAUGGACCCGGAAGACAUUAUUCCCAAAACAAAAAAUCUAAACGUCAAGGAUGUCGAAGAGGUGACUGCGGAAGGAGCAGAGCCCAAUGCACCAGUUGAAGAUAUGAUUGUCGACGAAGAAUCAGAAGCUGUCGUAGGAGAGGCCGAAAACCCACCUUCAGAACUCGAUACGACACUUGAAACGAUCAAAGCCAGUGGACGAUUGUUCGUGCGAAACUUGCCAUACAGUGCCACGGAGGAUGACCUGCGGAAGCAUUUCGAACAAUACGGAUCUCUAGAAGAGAUACAUUUACCAGUGGAUCCCAAAGGUGUCAGCAAAGGUUUCGUGCUAGUGCAAUACACGGACCCAAAUGCUGCUGCUGAAGCAUAUCAUAACAUAGAUGGCGAGCCUUUCCAAGGAAGAUUAUUACACAUAUUACCUGCUGCAGCCAAACGAGAUAACAAGCUAGAUGAGUUCGCGAUAGCAAAACUCCCCUUGAAGAAGCAGAGACUUCUCAAGAAGAAGGCCGAUUCUUCCUCGAACACUUUCAAUUGGAACUCUUUAUAUAUGAAUCAGGAUGCUGUGAAUUCAUCGGUGGCUGAACGCUUGGGAGUAUCGAAAUCCGAACUUCUUGACCCAACUUCGGCAGAUGCUGGAGUCAAGCAAGCCAUUGCUGAGACUUCAGUCAUUCAAGAAACCAAGUCGUACUUCGCAAAUAAUGGAGUCGAUCUUGAUGCAUUCAAGAAACGCGAGCGUGGAGACACCGCCAUAUUGGUUAAAAACUUCACCUACGGCAUGACUCUAGAUGAGCUUCGAAAGAUGUUCGAAGAGUUUGGCCAAGUUAUUCGUGUUCUCAUGCCCCCGACUGGUACGAUCGCAAUUGUUGAGUUCGCACAACAAACACACGCAAGAGCAGCAUUUGCAAGCCUUGCAUAUCGACGUAUGAAGGAUACAGUACUUUUCCUAGAGAAGGCGCCCAAGGACCUCUUCACUGGUCCUGCUCCUACUCAACCAGUGGCAACAAUCAAUAGGAAUGCAGAUAAAGCAGCCGAUCCUAAAUUCUCAACAUCUGAUCUACUUGAAAGUGAAAGUGGCGUUGAAAAUGUGGACACAAGUACCUUAUUCGUCCGUAAUCUUAACUUCAUCACGACGAGUCAACGUCUCACGGAAAUUUUCAAGCCCCUUGAUGGCUUUUUAUCGGCACGCGUCAAUACGAAGACGGAUCCAAAGAAGCCAGGCCAAGUUCUCAGCAUGGGUUUUGGCUUCAUAGAAUUUAGAACCAAAUCUCAAGCACAGGCGGCAAUCAAGGCGAUGGAUGGAUACACACUUGACAACCAUAAAUUACUGGUCAAGGCGUCUCACAAAGGAGCCGAUGCUGCCGAGGAUAAGAGGAAAGAAGACAGAGCUAAGAAGUUGGCAGGCAAACGCACGAAACUUAUUGUUAAGAAUUUACCGUUUGAAGCUUCCAAAUCCGACAUCCGAAAGCUGUUUGGAACGUAUGGACAGCUCCGAUCGGUGCGCAUGCCCAAGAAAUUCGAUCAUUCAACACGUGGUUUCGCUUUUGCAGACUUCAUUACGGCUCGUGAAGCGGAGAAUGCACUAGAGGCUCUCAAGGAUACCCAUCUUCUUGGCCGUCGCCUGGUAAUCGACUUUGCUUCCGAAGAAACUGUUGACGCAGAAGAAGAGAUUGAAAAAAUGCAAAAGAAAGUUGGAUCACAAGUCAACAAAGUUGCCUUACAAAAUCUUACUGGAGGAGGUCGCAAGAAAUUCAAUAUUGAAGGCAACGAUGCGGAUCUGGAUUGA